This is a messenger RNA of Bipolaris sorokiniana ND90Pr, 333 nucleotides long. RefSeq lists its product as uncharacterized. Lineage: Eukaryota; Fungi; Ascomycota; Dothideomycetes; Pleosporales; Pleosporaceae. The record is from RefSeq and is a predicted model, not a curated record. The transcript is spliced from 3 exons. Bases 1 to 333 code for a protein of 110 amino acids.
AUGACGAUAAUUCAUGUUGUUCUCUUUGAAUGGAAACCCACUGCUUCCUCAGACCAGAUUUCAGAGGCAUGCAAACAGAUGCUUGCACUCAAGGACAAAUGCAUCCAUCCAACCUCCCAAAAGCCCUACAUUAAAUCAUUUUCUGGAGGAAAGAACAACAGCCCUGAAGGCCACUCUGGUAACUUCACCCACGGAUUUGUUGUAGAAUUCGAAAGCGAGGAAGAUCGCGACUAUUAUAUCUACAAGGACCCAGCACAUCAAGACUUUGUAAAACUUGCCGGCGAGAUGGCGAACGGUGUGAAGGUCCUCGACUACGAGCCUGGAAAGUUGUAA